AUGAUCACGGAUACGGAAUUAAAUUCUAUAGUUAUAAUAUCUGGGUUAACUAUGAUGACUUUAAUUGUUAUCUAUCAUGCAAUUAGUUCAACUUUUGAACAGAAACAUUAA
Messenger RNA from Arxiozyma heterogenica, 111 nucleotides. It is a transcript of the gene OST4, whose product is annotated as olichyl-diphosphooligosaccharide--protein glycotransferase OST4. The coding region runs from base 1 to 111 and encodes 36 amino acids. NCBI's taxonomy places the organism in Eukaryota, Fungi, Ascomycota, Saccharomycetes, Saccharomycetales, Saccharomycetaceae. The record is from RefSeq and is a predicted model, not a curated record. The transcript has a single exon.